This is a messenger RNA of Saccharomyces eubayanus, 1800 nucleotides long. RefSeq names its product Wsc4p (gene WSC4). Bases 1 to 1800 code for a protein of 599 amino acids. The transcript has a single exon. Lineage: Eukaryota; Fungi; Ascomycota; Saccharomycetes; Saccharomycetales; Saccharomycetaceae. The record is from RefSeq and is a predicted model, not a curated record.
AUGUUCUAUGCUAGUGUGAUUGGCUUUGCUUCAGGGGCCGAGUGCAGCAGGGUGCUAACAGCUGCAAGCUUAUUUAUAUACUGCUGGGAAAAUAGAAUGAUCAGAUACCUAGGCUCACAAGGACAAAUGCGCAUGCGGACGUCGAAGAUGGGUACACAGCUAAAGAUGUGGUUGAUGUGUUGUGUGAUGUGCGUCAGCUGGGUACGGGCCACACAGUCUAUAUGUUCUUCGCAGAAUACAGCGACGACGGACGGGGUACGAGAGCAGUUCCAAAGCAACGGAUGGUGUUCGAACAAGUGUUCAGGCCAUCAAUUUGCCAUAGUGCAGGGAUAUAUGUGCUGGUGCAGUGACACUGAGCCCAGCACGCAGACUUCGGUUAGCGACUGUAGUGGGACUUGUCCCGGGUACGGCUACGAAGAUUGUGGUAGUGAGGAUGAUAGCCUUUUCGGUUACAUAUACCUGGGACAGACGCCGUUGAGCUCAGUGCAAAGCGUGGAAACGUCGACGAUGGUGAGCUCAUCUAGCCUUGCAAGCUCGGAUGAUAGCACUACGAUUAGUAGUAGCACGAGCACUUCAUCGAGCACAACAACCUCCAGCACAAGCACGAGCAUUAUCUCUACGCCAUCCAGCACAUUUACAACAAGCACAACUUCAUCAAGCACAACGCCAACAAGCGCGACCUCGUCAAGUACAUCCACAUCGAGCACUACAUCAUCGAGCACUACCUCCUCGAGCACUACAUCGUCGAGCACUACCUCCUCGAGUACGACAUCAUCAAGCACUACCUCCUCUAGUACGACAUCAUCAAGCACUACCUCCUCGAGUACUACCUCAUCAAGCACUACCUCGACAACUCCUACUUCGACAACCACAUUAUUAUCCAGUAUAACUCAAGCCAGCACGACAGAGAGCUCUGUGAGUACAACGGCAUCCCCCACAUUAUCCACGAUAACGUCAGUGAACCUGCAGACAUCACUGAUGUAUUCUGUUAUAACGGUGACUUCCGUGCAAACCAAGGACUCAAACGUCUCGGAAUUCACUUCAAGGUAUUUCACCACAACAAGGAUAGUAACACAGAUUUAUCCCUCCGCCCCCACUGAAACAGCCACCUCGGUAACAACCACUACAUCUGCGGGUGGAAGGGUCACGAACAGUAACAACAACAUAUCAACAAACAAGUCUACAGAGAAGAAGGGGUACUGGCACUCCCCCGGGAAGAUAGCAGGCACAUUUGCCGUGGUUGGGGUAGUAUGUCUGGUGAUAAUAUGCGCACUGGUAUAUCUAAUACACCACUACAGAACAAAACCGGCAAGGAAGGCACAAGAUUUCGAGAAUGAAUACCAACGGAAGUUCUCGCUAUCCAAGAACGCGAACGGGGUCACCACCACCACACUACACACGCCUUCGCCUUCGUCGGACUCUACUUUCUCCACUCCAAGACUAAUAUACACCGACGAAAAGGGACAAGUAACGUCCGAAUCGCCCUCCUUACGCCAAUCUACGUACUCCAUGACUGCAGGCAGUCUGCAGCACGACCCAAGCGUACUGGCAAGCCCAUUCGGCGACCCAACUCCCUCCAGAAGAGCCUCUACAUUCGUCCAUUCGCCCACUCCGAGGCACCAUGAUAAGGUAGCAUCUACUAUUACCCUCGGUGAAGACACCGUACUGGUGGACCAGAGACUGGACCCCAGCAAGAUGUUAAACACCAUGGCCAAUGACGACGCCACAACCCACUCUGCGGUCUCGUUAUCAGAUAACGUGGACUACUCUAGAAGAGUGCUGCGUGUCAUGAACGAGUGA